Molecule: messenger RNA, 1512 nt
Organism: Arachis stenosperma
Lineage: Eukaryota; Viridiplantae; Streptophyta; Magnoliopsida; Fabales; Fabaceae
Product: probable serine/threonine-protein kinase PBL15
Exons: 5
Coding region: 69-1328 (419 amino acids)
Biological process (GO): protein phosphorylation
Molecular function (GO): protein kinase activity; ATP binding
Source: RefSeq, a predicted model, not a curated record
AAACCUUAUGCAAUCUUAUAUUAUAUGAUCUAUGGUAACACCUCACACAUAACACAUUUUCAAAAAACAUGAAGCAACCAUCAUCAUGGAGGCCAUUCACAACAAAUUGUUGCUCAACAGAGGACCAAACCAUAUUCACAGGGUUCAGCAAAUGCAAGCCGUCACGCUCCGAUUUAUCGAAGGAAGUGGCGCCGUUACCGUCUUUUAGGAGGUUAUCAUUCUCGGAGCUUAGCCGUUCAUCGUCCAUAAGGAUCAAUGAGGAGCUUUCGCUCUCGUUUGGGCCCGAUUUGUAUGAUUUUGAGCUCAGUGAAUUGCGCGCCAUAACUCAAAAUUUCUCGAGCAAUUUCUUGCUUGGUGAGGGUGGAUUCGGAACCGUGCAUAAAGGGUAUGUUGAUGAUAAUUUGAGGCAGGGUUUGAAGGCUCAACCUGUUGCUGUUAAGCUUCUUGACAUUGAAGGAUUACAAGGACACCGUGAAUGGCUUGCAGAAGUGAUAUUCCUUGGGCAGCUAAGGCACCCCAAUUUGGUUAAGUUGAUUGGUUACUGUUGCGAGGAUGAAGACCGUUUACUCGUCUAUGAAUUCAUGCCACGUGGAAGCUUGGAGAAUCACUUGUUCAGAAGGCUAACAUCACUUCCAUGGGAAACAAGAUUAAAAAUUGCUAUAGGUGCUGCUAAAGGUCUUUCUUUCUUGCAUGGAGCUGACAAACCUGUCAUUUACAGGGAUUUUAAGACUUCCAAUGUCUUGCUUGAUUCCGAUUUCACAGCAAAACUCUCAGACUUUGGAUUAGCAAAAAUGGGACCAGAGGGAUCAAACACUCAUGUUUCCACCAGAGUUAUGGGUACCUAUGGAUAUGCUGCCCCGGAAUACAUCUCAACAGGGCAUUUGACCACAAAAAGUGAUGUAUACAGUUUCGGAGUAGUCCUGCUAGAACUCCUUACAGGAAGGAGAGCAAUGGAGAAGACAAGACCAAAGACAGAGCAAAACCUUGUGGAUUGGUCAAAGCCGUACUUAAGGAGCAGUAGGAGGUUGAGGUACAUAAUGGAUCCAAGGCUUUUAGGGCAAUACUCUGUGAAGGGUGCAAAGGAAAUGGCUGUUUUGGCAUUGCAUUGUGUAAGCAUGAAUCCUAAAGACAGGCCAAGAAUGGCAACGGUUGUUGACACUCUUGAGGGCCUACAACACUUCAAGGACAUGGCGGUUACUAGCGGACACUGGCCGGCGGCGAGUAAGUCCACUAGAAAUAAUAAUAAUGGAGCUUCCAAGAAUGUGAAGGGCAGAGGUGGUGCUAACCAAAAGAAACCUUCUCAUAUAGUCCCAACCAAAAAGACUUGAUUUGUACACUAUCAAUUAGAAGAGUGGUUUUUAAGGUAAAGUGUAAGGUACCACAUGUGGUAUGGCUACAUUAUGAUUGUUGGCCACCCUAUAUAUAUGUGUGUAAAUGUAUAAAAUAUGUGUAUGCAAUAUAGAUAAACUAUUGAGUGUAUAAUAAAUCUUGCUUUACAAAAAAGAUUUUUCC